This is a messenger RNA of Cladophialophora carrionii CBS 160.54, 1155 nucleotides long. RefSeq lists its product as uncharacterized. Gene Ontology annotation, cellular component: nucleus. Lineage: Eukaryota; Fungi; Ascomycota; Eurotiomycetes; Chaetothyriales; Herpotrichiellaceae. The record is from RefSeq and is a predicted model, not a curated record. The transcript has a single exon. The coding region runs from base 1 to 1155 and encodes 384 amino acids.
AUGGCGCUGGUCGCAUAUUCAGACUCUGAGGGUUCCGAAAACGAAAAGCCCCAAUCUCAAUUAAAGAUUGACAAGCCGACAUCGAAGCCUGCAGGCACAUCGACCUCGAAUUUCACAGUCAACAAGGCAAACCCCCGAAAGAUCCAAGUCAAGCUCCACGAUGUGCCAACAAAUGGCGAGGCAGAUGGCGAGCCUGCACCGAAGCGUCCACGGCUCGGCGGCGGCGCAGGUGCUUUCAGUGGGUUCAACGCGAUGUUGCCUCCUCCGAAGCGAGACUCCGAGGUAAAGACAGCUGCGAAGCCUUCAACCAGGAAGGUCUUCAGUCUGAAAACCGGUGCUGAGCCGGGCUUCAGUCGAGAGUCAGAUGCCGAAUUACGGCAGCUGUUUGCGGAGCAAGGGCGGCAAAACACAAACGGCGCAGUCGAUGUGGAUGUGGAUGAGACGAUACCUUCGAUACCGAAGAGCACGAACCCGACGGUAUCGACGGCGCCACAGAAGGCUUCCCAGGGGAAUACCUUCAUGUUCAAGCCGCUAUCCGUGGCGCGCAAUCACAAGAAGCCACAACGGAAAGUCGAACGACCAAAAUCUACGAUUACCCCAGCGCAGGAUGGGUCACGAAUGUCUGCUCCCGCUGGAUCGGUCGCCUCAGCCUCUGAGAAUCCUAAGCCAGUUUCCAAGAAACCGAGCCUAUUCUCUAUGGACGACGAGCUGGAAGCACCUGUAAAAUCUCAACCCGACGAUGAAGAUGAAAUCAUCGAGGUCUUAGACGACUCGUAUGACCAGAAUAUAUCUCCCACACCCUUCGAAGAACCACCCAGCGCCCCGGGCGCUUCACAGCCUCAAUCCCUUGACGCCAUUGCCUCCGAUCUAAACCUAUCCAAAGCGGAUCGCCGCCAGCUCUUCGGCCGGCGCGGCCCUCAAGGCGGCGCAGUCAAUGUCGUAAACUUCAACACCGAUCAAGAGUACGCCGCGAAUGAAGCAUUCCGGGCAAGUGGCGAACAAGUGCAGCAUAAUCCUGUAAGGGCAAUUGCCCCCGGAAAGCACAGUCUGAAGCAGCUUGUCAAUGCGGCGACCGGGCAGAAAGACGCUCUGGAGGAGAGUUUUGCUAUGGGACGGAAAAAUAAAAAGGAAGCGGGCAGCAAAUAUGGAUGGUGA